AUGCCUGCUCAACGCCAUCAAAUGUUCUACUUCUCAGAUGGCACCCACAUCUUCCGGGCAGGAGACUCGCUCUUCAAGGUGCAUGCAAGCAUCCUUGGGGAUAAAUCACUUGGGUUUAGGGAUAUGUUUGCUGCAAGCCAGGACACCCAAUUUGAAGAGGUCGACGGUAGCACUGACGACAAACCCAUAUUUGUACCGUCGCAAAUACCUAACGACACUGUCAUUCAACUACUGGAGCUGAGCGACAUGUAUCUUUGCAAAGAUGCUCGUGACUAUGCUGUUCACAAUCUCCAGCGCAACUGCUACUCACUCAAAUCGACACGACUUAUUUCACUCGCUUUGAAGUACAACAUCAAAGACUUCUUGCCGCAUGCUUUCGAGCGCCUCGUUUCAGCUCGCAUCAAUGACAUAUCCGAUGAUGAAUGUCAUGCUGUUGGGCCCGUUGUGUGGAACACGAUGUUCAAGGUCAAGGAACGUCUGGAUGUACACCGUCGGAUUAUUGCAUGUGAAGCCUGUCACGAAUCCCAAAUAUGA
This is a messenger RNA of Suillus paluster, 534 nucleotides long. RefSeq lists its product as uncharacterized. Lineage: Eukaryota; Fungi; Basidiomycota; Agaricomycetes; Boletales; Suillaceae. The transcript is spliced from 3 exons. Bases 1 to 534 code for a protein of 177 amino acids. The record is from RefSeq and is a predicted model, not a curated record.